This is a messenger RNA of Choloepus didactylus (southern two-toed sloth), 732 nucleotides long. RefSeq names its product sodium/potassium-transporting ATPase subunit beta-3-like. The transcript has a single exon. Lineage: Eukaryota; Metazoa; Chordata; Mammalia; Pilosa; Megalonychidae. Gene Ontology annotation, biological process: sodium ion export across plasma membrane; potassium ion import across plasma membrane; intracellular sodium ion homeostasis. Gene Ontology annotation, molecular function: ATPase activator activity. Gene Ontology annotation, cellular component: sodium:potassium-exchanging ATPase complex. The record is from RefSeq and is a predicted model, not a curated record. Bases 1 to 732 code for a protein of 243 amino acids.
AUGACCAAGACAGACAGGAAGACCUUAACGGACAGCCUGGCCCAGCGGAAGCUCUUCGUCUGCAGCCCGACCACCGGAGAGUUCCUGGGGCGCACCGCCAAGAGCUGGGGUUUGAUCUUGCUCUUCUACCUAGUCUUCUAUGAGCACCUGGCUGCACUCCGCACGUUCACAAUGUGGGUCAUGCUUCAGACUUUGAACGGCGAGCUUCCAAAAUAUCGUGACCAGAUUCCUAGUCCAGGACUUAGGGUUUUUCCAAAACCAUUUACUGCAUUGGAAUAUACAAUCAGUUUGUCUGAUUCAGGCUCCUAUAAAGCAUACAUUGAAGACCUUACUAAUUUUCUAAAGCCAUAUGAUUUAGAAGAACGGAGGAAUCUCACAGUCUGUCCUGAUGGAGUACUUUUUGAACAGAAGGGCCCAGAUUAUCAGGCAUGUCAGUUUCCUGUUCACUUACUUGAAGAAUGCAGUGGUAGGAGAGAUCCUGAUUUUGGCUAUUCCAGAGGAAAACCUUGUGUUCUUGUGAAAAUGAACAGAGUAAUUGCAUUAAAGCUUGAAGGAAAACCAAGGAUAAUGUGUGUUCCCAAGGAUGGAAACACUACAGUUUUAUCAAUUUAUCCUUGCAAUGGAAUUGUAGACUUAAAAUAUUUUCCAUAUUAUGGAAAAAAAUUGCAUGUGGGAUAUUUACAGCCAGUAGUUGCUGUCCAGCCAGUCUUUAACAGCACCAAGAAAAGGUGA